AUGACCAUCUUCCACUUAAUCUCAAGCAGGAUCAAGCAGAUAACCCUCACUAUUAAAUGUGUCGGAGGUGUUAUCUUUAAUGCUUUCAAUGAUAUGACCCUUCAAGAGAUGCAUGACAAUCACAAGGCUGUUGUACACAAUCCUAUGAUGGGUAUACCACAUACCCCCUUCUCCGUGGUGACUCUGAAGACCAUAUUCAUGCUAUAUUUUGUCAUACAUGUGCAUGAUGCUAAUGCAUUUCUUCAAAGUGUGAAGUAUUCUGCUCCUCAUGUAGCCAAGGACAUCAAAGAGAAGAGUGCAGCUGCUGAAAUGAAUCAUCUUGGUACCAGUGGUGCCAAUAUUUUCUAUUGUUCCAACUACCUUAGCCCUCAGCACAUUGAUUACUUAAGCAAAUACAGUUUGCCACCUCAUGGCACCAUGGCACCAGCUGCCUCGGUUAUUCAGCAUGCAAAAUAUCUUUGUAGAGGUGCUUUAUCUACAGGGGGCCAUCUUACUGUAAGGGAAAGGGAUAGGCAAAGGGCCCAUGCAAUUGCAGACAUGCACAGAUACAAAGGCAAGAAUGACAUCAACAAGAACAUUGAGGACAAGAACAACUAUAAGAAGCUCAAUAUUUAG
Molecule: messenger RNA, 615 nt
Organism: Suillus paluster
Lineage: Eukaryota; Fungi; Basidiomycota; Agaricomycetes; Boletales; Suillaceae
Exons: 9
Coding region: 1-615 (204 amino acids)
Source: RefSeq, a predicted model, not a curated record